Molecule: messenger RNA, 1575 nt
Organism: Raphanus sativus (radish)
Lineage: Eukaryota; Viridiplantae; Streptophyta; Magnoliopsida; Brassicales; Brassicaceae
Product: non-specific phospholipase C1-like
Exons: 3
Coding region: 1-1575 (524 amino acids)
Biological process (GO): phospholipid catabolic process
Molecular function (GO): hydrolase activity, acting on ester bonds
Source: RefSeq, a predicted model, not a curated record
AUGGCAGCCGGGAGACAUUCCGUCACUAUUCUACUUCUCAUGAGCUACUUACUAGUUUCGUCUCAGUCUCUACAUGUCGAAAAUAUACAGAAACCCCACAAUAUUGAUGGUCGGAUCAAAACCAUAGUCGUUGUAGUCAUGGAGAACCGGUCGUUCGACCAUAUCCUUGGUUGGCUAAAAUCAACCCGACCCGAAAUCGAUGGGCUAACGGGCAAAGAGUCCAACUCUCUCAACAUCUCCGACCCGAACUCGUCCAAAGUCUUUGUCUCAGACGACGCCGUUCACGUCGACAUGGAUCCGGCCCAUUCUUUCCAGGCAAUCCAGGAACAGAUAUUCGGGUCGGACGAUACUACCCUCGACCCGAAAAUGAACGGGUUCGCACAGCAAGCAGAGAAAACACAACGCGGAACGGCAAAAACCGUGAUGAGCGGAUUUAAACCGGAAAUUCUACCGGUUUACACUCAGUUAGCGAACGAGUUCGCAGUUUUCGACCGGUGGUUCGCGUCGGUCCCGUCUUCUACGUUACCGAACCGGUUCUACGUCCACUCGGCUACCUCCCACGGCUGCUCAAGUAACAUCAACAAAGGCCUAAUCCAAGGCUUUCCACAAAAGACGAUCUUUGACUCGCUGGAAGAGAACGACGACCUCAGCUUUGGGAUUUAUCACCAUAACAUCCCAACCACUCUCUUCUUCAAGUCUCUUCGGAAACUUAAACACUUGGUCAAGUUCCACAGCUAUGCAGGCAAGUUCAAGCUCGACGCGAAGCUCGGAAGACUACCUAGCUACACCGUCGUAGAGCCGAGGUACUUCGACGUCGAUGGGUUCCCGGCGAACGACGAUCACCCGUCGCAUGACGUGGCGGAAGGGCAGAGGUUCGUGAAGGAGGUUUACGAGGCGGUGAGGAGUAGUCCACAGUGGAAAGAGCUGGCUCUGAUCAUCACUUACGACGAACACGGUGGAUUCUUUGAUCACGUUCCGACUCCGGUUGAAGGUGUGCCAAAUCCAGACGAUAUCAUUGGGCCUGGCCCGUUUUAUUUUGGGUUUGAUCGAUUGGGGGUUCGGGUUCCUACUUUACUCAUCUCUCCCUGGAUCGACAAGGGUACUGUGAUACAUGAACCAGACGGUCGUACGUCAAACUCACAGUAUGAGCACUCUUCAAUUCCGGCGACAGUCAAGAAACUAUUCAACUUAAAGUCAAACUUUCUGACGAAGAGAGAUGCUUGGGCUGGCACUUUCGACAAGUAUUUCUAUCUCCGAGACUCUCCUCGUCAAGAUUGUCCAGAGACACUAGCAGAGGUGAAAGGAUCUCUGAGGCCAUGGGGACCGAGAGAAGACUCAGGGAUCUCGGAGUUCCAAAUGGAACUGGUCCAGCUCGCAUCCCAGCUCGUGGGAGAUCAUCUCUUGAACUCAUAUCCGAACAUAGGCAAGAACAUGACAGUGGGGAAAGCCAACAAGUACGCAGAGGAUGCUACUCUUAGAUUUCUAGAAGCGGGUAAGGCAGCCAUAAAAUCAGGAGCUGAUGGACACGCCAUUAUGAAUAUGAGACCGUCUCUCACGACUCGAAUCAGUCAAUAA